Molecule: messenger RNA, 576 nt
Organism: Paramecium tetraurelia
Lineage: Eukaryota; Ciliophora; Oligohymenophorea; Peniculida; Parameciidae
Exons: 2
Source: RefSeq, a predicted model, not a curated record
AUGUUAUCAUCAAGGAUCUUGAAAAGGGGUAAUCAGAAAGUGAAAAGUAGAUAGAAAGGCUUUAAGAAAUUUAAAAGAUACUUUUGUCAAGUGAAAUAUUAAUGCAAUGUACUAUUAGAGUAUAGGGUAACCUUGAUGGGUUUGAUGGCUACUAAGUAAUCGAUUACUGAGAAUUGUCUAGUAUUUGCGACUUUAGAAGGAUUUAGGAGGCUGAUCUUGCCUAAAUUGGUAUUAACCUCUUUCAAAACUCCAAUGCAUGUGGAUUUUGCUAAAACUAUUGGACAAAAACCUUAUUCUGGUAAUGGUAAAUGGAAGAGUUUGGGGAUUGUUGAAACCUAGGUGGAUUUAUUAAGUCAAGUCCUAAUAACUCAGUAAAAUUUCAGAAUGGAACUAACAAUUUAAGGUCUGAUGUAAAGGUCGGUUAAACCAUGUUGCUAAUAUGGACUUUGUGAUAUUCAUCCAAAUAAUUUGAAGAAGGACAUAUGCGACUUGAAUGGAUACUGGGGGGAAAGUCAGAAAACUAAAAAAGGGGAAUGGGCACAAAUAAUGAAAUCUAUGUUUAAUCAAGAAAAUUGA